CACUUACAAGCCCUAUGCUAUGCUACGCUGCUGCUGCUACUUCUUCCCUCGAGUGGUAUUUCCAAAGCAAAGCAGAAAGACAAAGACCGCAGGCUUUGCUGUCAGAAAGAAGCAAACAACUCUCUCUCUCUCACUCCACCACCCUUUAUUUCUCUCUCACACACAGGUAGGUAUCUGCCAAAGAUAUAAAGGAGCCCGAAGAGGACACUGUAAAAGCUUUUUACAAACUUGGUCUUUAUACAUCCAACACAACCAACGAAGUUAAUUAGCCACCACAGUCACGCACGCUAAGCCAAACCUAAUAGUAAUAGUAGCAAGUUUCUUUCUUUUUUGCUCUCUCUCUCUCCAUGGACUUCCAUCUGAAGCAAUGGAGAAACCAGCACGAGUCAGAGGAACAACAUUCUACAAAGAUGCCAAAACUUCUCCCUGAAUCCCAUCAACAACAACAGCCAUCAGCCUCUGCACUCCCUUUGUUUGUACCUGAACCCAACAGCAGCAAAGUCAGCACCCUGUCAGAUUCAACAUUAGCUUCUGCUACAAUGACUUCUACCACCACUAACAGAUUAUUUCCCAGGAUGGGGAGCUACUUCAGCUUGUCUCAGUGGCAGGAGCUUGAGUUGCAGGCUUUGAUAUUCAGGUACAUGUUGGCUGGUGCCGCUGUUCCUCCUGAACUCCUUCAACCAAUCAAGAAAAGCCUUCUUCAUUCUCCACACUAUUAUCACCCUCUCCAACAUUACCAACCUUCUGCUUUGUUGCAAUCAGGGUAUUGGGGUAGAGGAGCGAUGGAUCCGGAGCCAGGGCGGUGCCGGAGAACCGACGGCAAGAAGUGGCGCUGUUCGAGGGACGUGGUGGCUGGGCAAAAGUACUGUGAGCGCCACAUGCACCGUGGAAGAAACCGUUCAAGAAAGCCUGUGGAACUACCCACACCAACUAGUGCUAUUAAUAAUUGUGGUGUAACUGGAGUUGGAUCUCUAGGACCAGGUGCUUCAUCAUCUCCCAUUUGUUCACCACCCUUAGCUUCUGCUUCAUUCAAAUCUCCUUUUGAUCUUCAUCUUGAUGAACGUUCCUCUGGGACCAAGAAUGAAGACGAAGAUCAUGUGGGUGGGGAUGGCAGAUCAGGUGGAGGUGGUGGCCAUAUGCUGAGGCAUUUCUUCGAUGAUUGGCCACGAUCACUCCAAGACUCUGACAACGUUGAAAACAAUGCUGCUGCUGGCCGUAGCCUCUCUAUUUCAAUGCCCGGUGCUUCCUCGGAUGUGUCAUUGAAAUUGUCCACGGGCUAUGGAGAGGACUCGGGCCCAGGAAAUGAGAAUGUAAGCCUCGAGGCAGAGCAGCUGCAGUUGAAUUGGGCCGGAGGAUGGGCCUCGUCUAAUCAAGUGGCUUCGAUGGGAGGUCCACUUGCUGAGGCACUCAGAUCAUCUACUUCAACCUCAUCUCCCACUAGUGUUUUGCAUCGUCACUUGCCUCGUGGAUCUGAGACCAGCUUUAUUAGCACCUGAAUUUAGUUAUAGUGGGUGCCCCAAUUAUUUUUCUGUUUCUUGUUUCGAGGUUUAAGUUCCACUUUUGGAGCAUUCUUGGACCACGGUUAUGUUCUUUUCAAACUGUGUAGACUACUUUUGUUUCUAAGUGGGCGAUGAAAGGAUAUGGUCGGUCCCUGGUUGGAUUAAUUCGAAGUAAUACUAAAUUGUCAAUUAACAAUCA
This is a messenger RNA of Glycine soja, 1698 nucleotides long. Its product is annotated as growth-regulating factor 3-like. Gene Ontology annotation, molecular function: ATP binding. NCBI's taxonomy places the organism in Eukaryota, Viridiplantae, Streptophyta, Magnoliopsida, Fabales, Fabaceae. Gene Ontology annotation, cellular component: nucleus. The transcript is spliced from 5 exons. The record is from RefSeq and is a predicted model, not a curated record. The coding region runs from base 348 to 1496 and encodes 382 amino acids. Gene Ontology annotation, biological process: DNA-templated transcription; developmental process; regulation of DNA-templated transcription.